GGGGGUAUAUAGUUUUCGCACUGUCCGUCGGUCGGUCAGUCACACUUUGUGUCCGCUCUCUUAUUCAAAUAGUUUUCAUCCGAUCUUUACCAAACUUGGUCAGAAGUUGUAUCCAGACAAUAUCUAGGUCAAGUUCGAAUAUGGGUCAUGCCGGGUCAAAAACUAGGUCACAGGGUCACUUAGUGCAUUUCAAGGAUUUAGCAUGGUGUCCGCUCUCUAAUUGAAGUAGUUUUCAUCUGAUCUUUACUAAACUUGGUCAGAAGUUGUAUCAAGACAAUAUCUAGGCCAAGUUCGAAUAUGGGUCAUGCCGGGUCAAAAACUAGGUCACUGGGUCACUUAGUGCAUUUCAAGGAUUUAGCAUGGUGUCCGCUCUCUAAUUGAAGUAGUUUUCAUCUGAUCUUUACUAAACUAGGUAAGAAGUUGUAUUAAGACAAUAUCUAGGUCAAGUUUGAAUAUGGGUCAUGCCGGGUCUAAAACUAGGUCACGGGGUCACUUAGUGCAUUUCAAGGAUUAAGCAUGUUUGCCCCGUUUCAUAAACAAUUCUUAAGUUUUACGUAAGUAUUCUGCGAUAAAUACUUACGAACGUUCUUACGCCAAUACGUACGAACGUUUCAUAAACACGUUCGCAGACUUAAGAAUUCUUACGAAUUAAACGAGCGUUAAACCAGUCUGCGAUCUUCAAACUGAGGUUGUAAAACACUCUGAAGUUAGUUGGCGCGCUAUGUCAGACGACUGUAAGAUAAGAUGGCCACCCGCGCAUCAAACUGGUGCGAAGAAGAGAUUGAGGUGUUGAUUGAUCUAUGUUCGGGAAAAUCGCUCGGCGAGAUGAAUGCGGUAUUCUGGGAUAGAGUAACUGAGAGGUUUGUUGUUGACAUAUCCAAAACCAUAUUAUAGAUCUUUGAAAUAUCAUAUCAUCAUGAUCAUAUUUUUAUUUGAGUCAUUUUGACUUAAUAUUAGGUUAAUAGUUAAUUGUGUUUUUAUAUUAAAUACUAGAAAUAAAGAUCAGUAUUUAAUACAAUUCAUUUAAUAAAGUAUUUUUGUAUUGUUUCUGAGUGAUAAAUGUUUAUUUAUCGAUACAUUCAGAGUAAACAGCGUAGGAACGUGUGUGAGACCACCGAAGAAGGUGAAGAAGAAGUGGUCAGAUAUAAAGUCCGCAACAAAAACAAAAGCAAUGGCCAUCAAGUCUGUGGUAGUGCAGACUGGGGGAGGGCCGCCACCAAAGCUCUUGUCGGCCUUACAGGAAAAGGUCCUGUCUGUACUCCCAGACUGCAUCACAAUGGGUAUCACUGGGGGCGUUGACACAUUCCUCACAAUAGAUAAACCUGAAGGUUUCUUCGAAGAUUCAGACAGUGAAUCCUAUUCACUAAUCUCGGGAGAAAAAAGCACAGACACCGUAAUGAAAAAAAAAAGGGUCAACAAGAAAAGGAAAUGUGACUGCCAUGAUGAACUUCUGGCAAUUGAGAGAAGGAAAUUGGAAUUAUUUGAAGAAAUAGUUCAUUUAAAAAGAGAGUCACUUUGUUUUAAAAAGCUUAAGCAUUCAACUACAAAUGUAUUUGAAUAAUAGCUCGACUAUUAAUGAAAUGGUCAGGGCUGCACUUCUCACCAAAAUGUUGGCGUCUGAAUAUUGUUCACGUUAAAGUCAUUUUUAUGCCCCCAUUCGAAGAAGAGAGCAUAUUGUUUUGCACAUGUCUGUCGGUUGGUCUGUCCGUUGGUCCGUCUGUCCACCAGAUGAUAUCUGGAUGAUAACUCAAGAACAAUUAUGCCUAGGAUCAUGAAACUUCAUAGGUGCCUUGAUCAUGACUGGCAGAUGACCCGCAUUGAUUUUCAGGUCACUAGGUCAAAGGUAAAUGUCACAGUGACUCGAAACAGUAAAAUGGUUUUUUGAUGAUAACUCAAGAAUGCUUACGCAUAGGAUCAUUAAUCUUCAUAGGUACAUUGAUCAUGACUGGCAGAUAACCCCUUUUAAUUUUCAUGUCACUAGGUUAAAGGUCAAGGUCACAGUGACUUGAAACAGUAAAAUUGUUUCCGUAUGAUAGCUCAAGAAUGCUUUCGCCUAAGAUCAUGAACCUUUAUAGGUACAUUGAUAUUAUGACUGGCAGAUGACCACUUUUUAUUUUGCAGGUCAAAGGUCAAGGUCACAUUGACUCAAAACAGUAAAAUGGUUUCCGGGUGAUAACUCAAAAAUACUUAGGCCUAGGAUCAUUAAACUUCAUAGGUACAUUUAUCAUGACUGACUGAUGACUCCUGAUUUUCAGGUCACAAGGUUAAUGGUCAAGUUCACAGUGACAAAAAAUGUAUUUACACAAUGGCACUAACUACAACCGACAGCCCAGAUUUAGGGCAUGCAUGUUAUACAAACAGCCCUUGUUUUCAGGUGACAACAGAAUCAAAGAUGACCCAUAGUCGAGCCCGCUGUGUUAUACAGCUUUUGUUAAGUUUAUGUGUUACAUUCCUUUAAACCUUUUAAUAUUAUAAUUUAUAUUUCUAAACAUUGAUAAUGUUUCCUUAUAUAAGAUGAACAAGAUGAACAUAAUGAAAAAUUGACAAUAUAUGUUUAUUUUUGUUAGAACCUAUCGGUCAAUAUCGAUGUAUGCACAUCAAUAAAUGAGAUGAACAAAGCUGAUCUCAUUUAUUGAUGUGCAUGCAACCAUAUUGAACAAAAUAUUCAGUUUAUUAAAUUAUAAUUAUUAUUAUAAUUUCAUCACAGUAUUUAUCUGUAAAAAAUG
Dreissena polymorpha is the source of this 2726-nucleotide messenger RNA. RefSeq lists its product as uncharacterized. Bases 1172 to 1561 code for a protein of 129 amino acids. The transcript has 6 exons. The record is from RefSeq and is a predicted model, not a curated record. Lineage: Eukaryota; Metazoa; Mollusca; Bivalvia; Myida; Dreissenidae.